Messenger RNA from Cicer arietinum (chickpea), 1889 nucleotides. Its product is annotated as arogenate dehydratase 3-like. NCBI's taxonomy places the organism in Eukaryota, Viridiplantae, Streptophyta, Magnoliopsida, Fabales, Fabaceae. The record is from RefSeq and is a predicted model, not a curated record. Gene Ontology annotation, biological process: L-phenylalanine biosynthetic process. Gene Ontology annotation, molecular function: arogenate dehydratase activity; prephenate dehydratase activity. Gene Ontology annotation, cellular component: chloroplast; cytoplasm.
AGAUGAAUGUAUGUGGAUAGAUAUAAUACUAACAUAACAGGGUAGGUGUGAGAUUUGACCGAACGACCACAAAAUACCAUCCCUUCAAGACAUGGUACGCUUGCUUCACUCUUCCAAUAAUAUUUAUUUAAACCCCUUAACCACCACCACUUCUCUCAGCUUGACGUUCCCUUAUCAAAAGAGAACACCAAGCUUACAACACAAUAACUUAAUAAAUAUCAUACACUAUUUCCCUUCCCAUUUUUCUUUCUUUCUUUCUUAUUUUUAAAUAAAUAUGCACACUCUUUCUCCGCCUCCCUCUUCCAACGCACUCAAUUUCAACCACUUAAUACGCCAUCGUUUCACAAAUCGGGCCGUGUCGACCCGAAUUUCUAUCAAAUGUGCUUACGGGUUAGAUCAUGGAAGCUACGGAUUCGGCUCGAGCCGAGCCGACUGGCAAAGCUCAUGCGCCAUCUUAUCCAGCAAAGUUGUUUCACAAGAAAAAUCUUCCACUGAUAAUAACGGUGGAACCGCCGACAACAUCGCCGCUAUCAACGGCCACAAAACUAACGUCACCGACCUGCAACUCGUUCCAAUCGGAAACCUCACCGGUGAGAUUUCCAAGCCGAUUCAACCGAAGCCGCUCACAAUCUCCGACCUCGCGCCGGCUCCGAUGCACGGUUCGCUACUUCGCGUAGCGUACCAAGGCGUUCCCGGUGCAUACUCCGAAGCCGCAGCUGGGAAAGCUUAUCCGAACUGCGAAGCAAUUCCGUGUGACCAAUUUGAAGUUGCGUUUCAAGCGGUUGAGCUUUGGAUCGCCGAUCGCGCGGUUCUUCCGGUGGAAAAUUCACUUGGAGGUUCGAUCCACCGGAAUUACGAUCUCCUCCUCCGUCACCGUCUACACAUCGUCGGCGAAGUUCAACUCCCCGUUCACCACUGUCUCCUCGCACUUCCAGGGAUCCGAAAAGAGUAUUUGAGCCGAGUAAUUUCACAUCCACAAGCUCUCGCUCAGUGCGAACACACGCUGACAAAAUUAGGCCUCAACGUUGCACGUGAAGCCGUCGACGACACCGCCGGAGCCGCGGAAUUCAUCGCAACGAACAACCUCCGUGACACUGCAGCAAUCGCGAGCGCACGUGCAGCCGAACUUUACGGUUUAAACGUGUUAGCAGAUGGUAUUCAAGAUGACCCGAGUAACGUGACCCGAUUCGUUAUGUUAGCCCGAGAACCAAUAAUUCCCCGCACGGAUCGUCCAUUUAAAACGAGCAUUGUGUUCGCGCAUGAUAAAGGGACUUCAGUGCUUUUCAAAGUGCUUUCCGCGUUUGCGUUUAGGAAUAUUAGUUUAACAAAGAUUGAGUCUAGGCCUCAUCGUAACCGUCCGAUUAGACUCGUUGAUGAUGCUAAUGUUGGAACUGCGAAGCACUUUGAGUAUUUGUUUUACGUUGAUUUUGAAGCUUCGAUGGCUGAAGUUAGAGCACAAAACGCGUUGGCGGAAGUGCAGGAAUUCACGUCUUUCUUGCGGGUGUUGGGUAGUUACCCUAUGGAUAUGACACCCUGGAUUCCUUCUUCUAGGGGAGAUUAGAUUACCAAUGCUCUCAUUAUUAUUGUUAUUAUAUUUUUUUCUCUAUCAUUUGAAAAAAAAAUGUUAAAAAUAUUUGAAAACGUGUACUGACUUUUGUGAAUAAAAAACAAAACCUGAUUAUUUAAUUGAAUUAUUUUAUUUGUUUGUUUAUUAGAUUUGUUGAGUUUUGAUUUUUUUGGGAUAUUCAAUGGAUGAAAAUUAAUGAAGUGAAUUAAGUUGCUACAUUUGAACGUAGGAGGCUUGAGAAUGAGAUACUUGGCAGUGUUUGAUACACAAAUGGGAAAUUACUUGUGUUUGCUUCUUUUUGUAGUUGUAGAUAAUUACCCAA